UCAAGGCUGUAGUGAUGGGGAAGGAACAGGAUCUGCUGGUAGCUGUGAAGAAUGGAGAUCUUCUUUUGGCACACAAACUCCUCUCCAAAGUCAAGUGCAACAAGACAAAGUUGCUGGGCUCCACCAAGAGACUGAACAUCAACUACCAGGACUCGGAUGGGUUUUCAGCGCUGCAUCAUGCCGCUCUGACAGGCACCACAGAGCUGCUGUCUCUGCUGCUGGAGUCCCAGGCCACUGUGGAUAUCAAGGACAUCAACGGUAUGCGCCCUCUCCACUACGCUGCAUGGCAGGGCAAAGCGGACUCUGUCUUACUGCUCCUGAGAGCUGGAGCUUCAGUCAACACUCGCUCCCAUGACGGACAGAUACCCCUGCACCUCUCUGCUCAGUAUGGACACUACGAUGUGUCCGAGAUGUUGCUGCAGCACCAGUCCAACCCAUGCCUGAUGAAUAAAGUCAAGAAGACCCCUCUAGAUCUGGCCUGCGAGUUCGGCAGGCUAAAGGUGGCUCAGUUACUGCUGAGCAGUAACAUGGUGGCAACCCUGCUUGAGGGGGAGGGACGGGAUGGUUUAGACUCCUCCUCCACCACGCCCCUCCACCUGGCUGCGAGGAACGGACACAGAGACAUCAUCAGGUUGCUGCUCAAAGCUGGUAUUGACAUCAACAGAGUCACUAAAGCCGGGACCUCCCUGCAUGAAGCUGCCCUCUACGGCAAAACUGAAGUAGUGCGGCUGCUACUUGACGCGGGAAUUAAUGCGAAUAUGCGUAACACAUACAACCAGACAGCUCUGGACAUUGUCAACCAGUUCACCACCUCCACAGCCAGCAAGGAAAUCAAACAGCUGCUUAGAGAAGCAUCAAGUUCCCUCCAGGUUCGUGCAGUAAAGGACUACUGGAACCUCCACGAUCCCACAGCCCUUAACCUCCGAGCCGGGGACGUCAUCAUGGUCCUGGAGCAGCACUCAGACGGGCGGUGGAAAGGUCACAUCCAUGACAACCAGCGGGGAACAGACCGGGUGGGCUUCUUUCCCCCAUCUGUGGUGGAAGUCCUCAGCAGGAGAGCAGGGGGCACUCUUUCCCGCCAAGGCUCUCUACCUAACCAACGGCAACACUUCCUGUCCAGAGCUCCUCCUGCAAGCCAUGGCCCUACCCCUCAGACCGAUGACUCUUACACCCUCUACUAUGAACACGCAGGUGAUCCUUCUGGCAGUCAGCUCUCAGCCCCAGCUAGUCCUGCUAGCCCCACUCAGGACAUUUGGGUCCUCAGGAGCUCUCCCACUGGUGACAGACACAGCAUUAGUAGUGCGGGCAGCGUGGGCAGCAGUCGCAGUGCUGGUAGUGGGCAAAGCUCAGAGAGCGGCCACAAACAGAAUGGAACUCAUGUCCGCCACAAUGCCGACGCCGGCAAGCUGGCUCCCUCUACUGGUGAAUCGAGAGACCACCUCCACACUGCAGGGAUGGAGCAUGGCAAACCGGCCGACGCGCCCACAGGUGGUCCCCGUCGGCAGGCCAACAGCACGCCACAGAAGGGAUUUGUGAGGCCAGAACAACUCCUGGAGGGCAAGGACUCUGAGGCUAUUUACCAGUGGUUGUGUGAGUUCCAACUGGAGCAGUACACAUCCAACUUCAUCAACGCAGGAUAUGAUGUACCCACCAUCAGCAGAAUGACCCCUGAGGACCUGACAGCCAUUGGAGUGACCAAGCCAGGCCACCGCAAGAAGAUCUCAAUAGAGAUAGGCAACCUAAGCAUCCCCGAGUGGCUGCCUGAUUAUAUUCCUUGUGACCUGGGGGAGUGGUUGAGUGUGAUAGGUCUGCCACAGUACCAGAAGAGAUUGUGUGAGAAUGGAUAUGACUCAAUCUCUAUUGUCAAAGACAUCACCUGGGAGGAUCUGCAGGAAAUAGGCAUCACCAAACUGGGCCAUCAAAAGAAGCUGAUGCUGGCAGUAAAGAGACUCUGUGACCUGCAGCGCUCUCGUAACCAUGCUGACAGAGCUGGUGGGGGACAAAACCCCCCCGCUGCCUUGGAGCUGGUGGCCAUUGAGCACACACCAACACACAAUACAAAAUCUCACACACGUUCUGGUGCUCCCUCCAAUGACUGCUGCUCCUCUCCUCGCACGCCCAGGGCACUCCUCUCCUUCCAGGACAGUGAGUUGAGCAUCGAGCUCCAGAGUGCAAUGAUGGGCAAGGCAGGAGGAGGAGUGGGGGAGGGGUUUAUUGUGAGAGGCGCGGCCUCUGCAGAAGCCAUGUCUACCAAGUCAGUGAGUCAGGAAAGCAUCGGGAUGCGGUCCCGUGGCUCUGGGAAUUCCGGUAAUUCUUAUCCGGGUUAUAAUCAGGAUCAUCAAGCCACAGCAGCAUCAGCUGGGACAUCUAGUCAGCCUGAGGAGUGCUUGGGGAAUGGUGGAGGAGGGGGGGAGGCCAAGCAUGGAGGAGACAGUCCUGGAGGGAGAAACAGACAGAGAUCCACAGAGACAUGGGAACCCCAGCGUCAGUCCUCCACCCCCACCAAACUGCCCUUCCUUCCUCUCACUCCUCCGUUAACCCCCAGCAAGAUGCCGCGCUUUGCCUACCCAGGCAUUCCACCCAAGUCAAAACCCUUUCAAUCCCCUAGCCGCCUCUAUCAACCCCAACAUCAUCCACUUUCUUCUCCUCCUUCUCCCUCUGCGCAGACAUCUCCCACACAGAGAGCCUUCAGUUACCUCCACACCCAGGCAGGUUGUGGAGAUGGUGCAUCACGCAUACUGUCCAAGCCCCUGGCUGGAGCUGUUCCUCUCCCAGGUCCCCGGCCUGGACAGGGCUUCCUUGUCAACUCCCAAAAGAGCAUGCCCAAGAAGCGUGCCCAGAGUCUGACACGCUACGCUCUGUCUGAUGGCGAGCCGGACGAAGAGGAUGACCCUACCAACUCUACCACCUCUGCUUCUGCUGUAAACAUGCCCUCGUAUGCCACCCUGGCACGCCGACCAGGACGUGGGCACAGCAGCUCUACCGGUGCCCAGCGUCACAUCAACCGCAGCCACUCAUUUGCUGUUCGCUCCCGACACAAAGGCCCACCACCACCACCUCCUAAGAGGAUGAGCUCAGUGAGCAGCGCCUUGACAGGCCAGUCAGAGGAUGAGGUCGAGGUGGAGGGAGGAGUGGCGACGGAGAGUGCAGGAAGUGUGAGGAGCAUUGCCGCCAGACUAGAAGGAUGUGCUGGUGGUCCCUCCAAGAGAAUAGACAUCCCACCACCCCAUUCACCACGCACACCUGCUUGCUCACCUCUCUCAUCCCCACAUUCACCCGAUUCUUCUGCUCACAUACCUGCACCUAUAAUUCAGACCCCUGUACAACCCUCCUCCAAACCCAUUCCUGUCCAGGGACUAGCAGGCCUGAAGAAGACUGGUGGUGAAAGGACAGAGGGAAGGCUUGACAGACUACAGAGAGGUGGAGGAACUGAGGGCAAAGUUGAUGAGAACGUGAGAGGCAGGAAAAGUGGUCAGGUGGCAAAUAACCCCACUACAAAGAACAGCUCGAGUGGCAUUCUGCCUUUUGCUGAAGAGGGUAAUCUCACCAUCAAACAACGGCCUCGGGUAGGAGUUGCUUGCCGGGCAGAGGAUGAAACGAAGGCCCAGUCUCCCCUGGAAGGCCCUGCUCAGGUCCCAAAGACCCUGGAGCUUCCGGAAUUCAAUCUAAAAGAGUCGGAUACCGUGAAAAGACGACACAAACCCAAAGACAAAGAUGCUGGGACACCAGAGGAGGUCACCACCCCUGCCAAUGGAGAGCACUCAUUUGUACACACACCAGCUAGAGCUAAUGUAUUCCACACGUACACCAAUGGUGACUUGCUGAGUGAUGAGGAAUCUCCGGGGCAGGAAAAAGUUUUCCAGAGGGUGGGCUCAAUGGGAAAAGGCCUUAAACCUCCCAUGUUUGGCAACCCUCCCAGUCCUCUCAAACCACCACUCACCAGCAAGCCAGCCAGUCCCCAGAAAACAGCGUCUUCAAUUCCUAAACAACCUGGCACCCAGAUUCCUAAACUAACCAGUGUGCAGAUUCACACAGUCUCACCGAAGCUAUGCAGCAGUGUACAGCCACAUUCAUCCAUCCCCAGUCCUAAACCAGUCAGAUAUGUACAGGCUAUGAUCUCCAAGUCAGCCAGCCCACAAAGACCUGCUGCUGCGUCUGCCUCAAGUGUCCCUCAGCCCAGUUCAGCCUCCCAAUGUCCCCCAGGAGUGAACCUAAACGUGGUCCAAAGUUUGGCUUUUCCCGCUCCAUCCUCCCCAGCAAUCCCAGGCCAGGCAGGGAAAACAGCAAAGGCCCCGGCCGGCGUGGCCUGUCCAGAGCUCCUGGUACAGAGGAGGCUGGAGGAGACCAGCACAUCACUGGAGGCUGCGCUGAAAGUGGUGGAGAACAAACUGGCACAGGACAACAGUAUGGACAGUGGCAACAGCACAAUGAAGGCAGCGGGAAACAUUCUGGAUGACAUUGGCAAUAUGUUUGAUGACUUGGCAGACCAGCUGAACGCCAUGUUGGAAUAGCUUCUCUACCUGGGCCAAGUAAUUCCUUGAAAGGAGUACAAAGACAAAAAAGAAAGCCCUUGACAGGCCACCAUUUGUCUCUGCACCUUAAAGGGAAAUAGAGAACUAGUACGAUGAAGACGCCCUGCUUCUGUCAUAAAUCCAUCCCGUUCUCUGGGUCACGACAUCACAAGCUUCCCCCCCCCCCUCUUUUACUCCCCAAUUGUAUGUGGCCAAUUACCUCACUUUCCCGAGCCGUCCCGGUCGCUGCUCCACCCCUUCUGCCGAUCCGGGGAGGGUUGCAGGCUACCACAUGCCUCCUCCGAUACAUAUGGAGUCACCAGCUGCUCUUCACCUGACAGUGAGGAGUUUCGCCAGGAGGACGUAGUGCGUGGGAGGAACAGGCGCCCCAACCGACCAGAGGAAACGCUAGUGCAGCGACCAGGUCACAUACCCACAUCCGGCUUCCCACCCGCAGACACGGCCAAUUGUGUCUGUAGGGUCGCCCGACCAAGCCGGAGGUAACACGGGGAUUGGAACCACUGAUCCCCGUGUUGGUAGGCAACAGAAUACCCCUUCUGUACUCCACAAUCCUGAAUUUAUUUAGAAAACUUUCAUGGGAUACGGUGCAUUUCGACAUGAAAUCCUAAACUUUUAAUUACUACUGAUAUUUCUCUUGUGUUGUUUUUAAUGCA
Messenger RNA from Lampris incognitus (smalleye Pacific opah), 5185 nucleotides. Its product is annotated as caskin-2-like. Bases 15 to 4511 code for a protein of 1498 amino acids. The record is from RefSeq and is a predicted model, not a curated record. The transcript is spliced from 22 exons. Lineage: Eukaryota; Metazoa; Chordata; Actinopteri; Lampriformes; Lampridae. Gene Ontology annotation, molecular function: protein binding.